ACCUUGAAAAUGGAGGGGACUGUGUUUAGCCUUGCUUUGGAGGGAAUGAAGAAUGUCAAGUCUGACAGAGGAGAACUGUUGACAGAGCCUUUCUUAGAUGUCUGCAAACACAUAUUGCCUAUUCUAGACAAAUUUGGAGCUGCAAUGACGGUUGUGAAAUCCGAUAUUGGUGGUAAUAUAUCGAGGCUGGAAUCUAGAUACAAUUCCAAUACAACUAAAUACAACUACUUGUUCAAUUUCGUACAAGCAGAAGUUGAAACAAAAACGACAAAAUCAUCAUCAAGUUGUUCAAAUGGUCUUCUUUGGUUGACAAGAGCAAUGGAUUUCUUGGUGGAGCUAUUUCGGAACCUACAUGACCAUCAAGAUUGGACAAUGACACAAGCUUGUACCGAUUCCUAUAGCAAGACAUUGAAGAAAUGGCAUGGCUGGCUAGCUAGUUCAAGUUUCACUGUUGCUAUCAAGCUUGCUCCUGAUAGGAAGAAGUUCAUGGAGGUGAUAGGUAGCUCAGGAGAUAUCCAUGCUGAUAUGGAAAAUUUUUGCACAACCUUUACACCAAUUCUUCAAGAGAUCCACAAGUUUCUGGCUAAAGUUGGCUUGGAUAGCUUGAAAGCUUCAUGA
This is a messenger RNA of Camellia sinensis, 618 nucleotides long. RefSeq names its product glycolipid transfer protein 1. Gene Ontology annotation, biological process: intermembrane lipid transfer; ceramide transport. Gene Ontology annotation, molecular function: ceramide 1-phosphate binding; ceramide 1-phosphate transfer activity. Gene Ontology annotation, cellular component: membrane; cytoplasm; cytosol. Lineage: Eukaryota; Viridiplantae; Streptophyta; Magnoliopsida; Ericales; Theaceae. The record is from RefSeq and is a predicted model, not a curated record.